AUGGAAACGCAAACCGUCUUGGCAUCGCGCGAAUCCGGACGGAGCUCGGAGAGCAGCUCCUCCUUGGAUGCCGUCGCCAACGAAAAACAGAAGCUGGCGGCGCACGACAGCCUGCCUGACCUCGAGAAUUCGGCGUCCCCCAAGAGAUGGAAGACGUUUUGGAAGUCCUUCCGAUACCUUCACAAUUUGACGCCCAAGCAAGUCGAUGACUUUAUGGCUUCCUACGUCAUCUACAACCUCGACUGGUCGGAUGAGAAGCAGAUGGUCGAGACGCUGGGACCGAACUAUCAGGAGAAGGUUGGCGAUUGUCUCAAGGCGUACUAUGGCGUCCUCAACCAUCUCUGUGCGUUGGGCGAUGUGGAGAAGAUGUAUAUUCCGCCGUAUAUGAGCAAGAAGGCGACCGUGCUGGAGAACCAGCUGUUGUAUGAAGAGUCAAUUGCGCAGGAUAUCGGCUUGUCGCCGGGCGCUAAAGUGCUGGAUUUGGGCUGCGGGCGCGGGCGGGUGGCCGCCCACAUGACGCAAUACUCGGGCGCGCAAGUCACCGGCCUCAACAUCGACCCCAACCAGAUUGCUCAGGCACGCUCCUACAACGAGGAGCUUGGCUUCGCCUCCAAUUCCUUUGUCGUCCAGGAUUUCAACAGCUUGCCCCUUCCCUUUGAAGAUGCCAGCUUCGAUGCUUUUUACCAGAUCCAGGCCCUGAGUUUGUGCAAAGACCUCCCCACCCUUUUCCGCGAGAUCUACCGCGUUCUCAAGCCCGGCGCCAAAUUCUCCUGCCUCGACUGGGUCAGCCUGCCUGACUAUGACCCCUCCAACCCUGAACAUGCCGAACUUAUGAGUCGCGUGAAGCCUCUCAUUGGCGCCGUUGGUACUCCCACGCCGGAGAGCCUCGAGAAAGCCCUCACAGACGCCGGCUUCAAAGUCCUGCGCUCUGACAAUGCCAGUGUCGGAGGCUUGCAAGCCCCGCUCAUCGACAAGGUCGAUUUCUACUUCCGUUCAAUGCGCCAGCUUAUCCUGGGCCUCGUCAAGGCCCACAUGCUCCCCAAACAUUUCAAGACCCUGAUCAAUCGCCUGUGCCUCGAUGGCGAGGCGUUUGUGAAGAUGGACAAAAUGCGAUUAGUAUCGACGAGCUACCGAAUCAUCGCACAGAAGCCUCGUCAAUAG
Molecule: messenger RNA, 1161 nt
Organism: Aspergillus japonicus CBS 114.51
Lineage: Eukaryota; Fungi; Ascomycota; Eurotiomycetes; Eurotiales; Aspergillaceae
Product: class I SAM-dependent methyltransferase
Exons: 1
Coding region: 1-1161 (386 amino acids)
Biological process (GO): ergosterol biosynthetic process
Cellular component (GO): endoplasmic reticulum
Molecular function (GO): sterol 24-C-methyltransferase activity
Source: RefSeq, a predicted model, not a curated record